UAAAGGGCGUGGUUGCGACUCACCUGUGUUCCAACUUCCACUGACGGCACUCUGCACCACGAUACCUCGUCCAUCCAAGUCCCUUCUUGAAGACAUCACUAAUGUCGACGCUCUCCGAGCCGUUAUGUUCGUGGAAACGAGACAUGGGAAAAAACCUCUGUUCAUAUUCUAUUCUUAUCGGUUUGUUUUAGCCUUAUCUCAGCCCUGCGGGUAGAGGGAGCUUAUCUCGGCCUUGCUUAUCUGCCAGCUCAAAUUCCCUCCUAUUUCUCUUAAUCUUUCGCCCUUAUCUACGCAAGGUGAAAUUGAAAAUUGGCUAUGCAUCUCCUACCCCGAGAGGCCGAGAAACUACUCCUUCACCAGGCGGGGCAUCUCGCUCAGAAGAGAUUGGCUCGCGGCGUCAAGUUGAACGCGAUCGAGAGUGUAUCAUUGAUUGCUAGCGUGCUUCAGGAAAGAAUCCGAGAUGGCAAAAAUAGCGUUGCUGAAUUGAUGCAACAUGGGAAAAACAUAUUGGGAAUGCGACACGUACUUCCUGGUGUUCCAGAGAUAGUGAAGGAAGUUCAGGUGGAAGGAACAUUUGAGGAUGGCGUCUUUCUGGUAACAGUCCACUCUCCAAUUUGCACCGACUCGGGAAAUAUCGCUGCAGCCCUAUAUGGCUCAUUUCUACCAUUUCCAUCCGAAGAUCUCUUCCCUAUACCACCGCCUCUCCCAGCUCACCAACAACCUGGAGCAAUCAUUCUCUCGCCGAGUCAGUCAACUAUAACUAUCAACGUAGGCAGACAUCGGACAAAAUUACGUGUAACGAACAACGGUGACCGCCCGAUCCAAGUCGGCUCACAUUACCAUUUCAUCGAAACUAACGCCGCUCUAUCUUUUGAUCGAAUAAAGGCCUAUGGAAAGAGACUUGACAUUCCGUCCGGAACGGCAGUUCGUUUCGAGCCCGGAGAAACAAAGAGCGUUGUCCUGGUUGAUAUUGCUGGGAAGCGUGUCAUAUCGGGUGGUAAUAGCAUUGCAAGUGGGUGGGUAAUCGAUCUAUUGGAUGGGUUGACUGGGAAGAUGAGAGAAGAUGAUAUCAUGAGGAGAAUAAUAGAAGGAAACUUUGGACAUGCUUCCGAGCCGGGGGCGUUGGAGGUUACUGAGGAUACCACUAUGGGCAGGGAAGCCUAUGUUGCGAUGUAUGGUCCAACAACUGGCGAUCGAGUGAGACUUGGAGAUACAUGUCUCUGGAUUGAGGUGGAAAAUGAUUGGACUAUUCAUGGAGACGAGGUCAAGUUCGGUGGUGGGAAAACAAUACGAGAGGGAAUGGGCCAAUCAACCAACCGUUCCUGCGGAGAAGCCCUUGACGUUGUCAUCGUCAAUGCACUCAUCAUCAACUGGUCGGGAAUCUACAAAGCAGACAUCGGGAUCAAAAACGGUCUCAUCGUUGCUAUCGGUAAAUCCGGCAACCCAGAUACCCAAGCUGCGGUUCACCCUUCCCUCGUCAUUGGUUCUUCCACGGAUGUCAUCUCCGCUUCAGGGCUUAUCGUCACGCCGGGAGGUAUAGAUGCCCACGUUCAUUUUAUCUGUCCGCAACUUAUCCCGGAAGCGGUGGCGAGCGGUGUCACGACGUUAUUAGGAGGUGGAAAUGGACCUACUGCUGGGACUUGUGCCACUACGUGUUGUUGUGGGGAGAGAGGGAUCAGGGAGAUGAUUGAUGUUGCGGAGGAGGCGGGGUGGCCUCUUAACUGUGGAUUUACGGGUAAGGGGAAUGAUUCUGGGGGCAAAGCACUCGAAGAAACCAUCAAAGCCGGCGCUAUUGGGCUCAAGCUACACGAAGAUUGGGGUACGACCCCUGCAGCGAUUAGGAACUGUUUGGACGUCGCGGAGAAGUAUGAUGUUCAAGUCAAUAUCCAUACAGACACCCUGAACGAAAGCGGUUUUGUUGAGACUACAAUAGCAGCCUUUGAGAACCGAACGAUCCAUACUUACCAUUCUGAAGGUGCUGGUGGAGGCCAUGCACCCGAUAUCAUCACUGUUUGUGGACAAGAAAAUGUUCUCCCGAGUUCAACGAAUCCCACGAGGCCAUUUGCGCGGAAUACCUUGGACGAGCAUCUCGAUAUGCUUAUGGUAUGCCAUCACCUUUCGUCCUCGUUGCCCGAGGACAUUGCAUUCGCAGAGUCGAGAAUCAGGGCUGAAACUAUCGCGGCUGAGGAUGUGCUACAGGAUAUGGGUGCCAUUAGCAUGAUCAGUAGCGAUAGUCAGGCCAUGGGGAGGGUUGGUGAGGUGAUAAGUAGAACUUGGCGUACGGCUGACCGUAUGCGGGGUACCCGUGGACCGUUGGUUGAAUUUGGUGAUGAACCAGUGUACGACCAGGAGAGGGGAGGAAAGGAUAAUGCAAGAGUAAAGAGAUAUGUGGCGAAGUAUACCGUCAAUCCUGCGAUAACACACGGUAUCUCUCACCUCGUGGGUUCUGUGGAGGCAGGGAAACUUGCGGAUCUCGUUCUUUGGAAACCAGAGAACUUUGGUGCAAAGCCGGAGGUUGUUGUCAAGGGUGGAUGCAUCAUUUGGGCACAGAUGGGCGAAGCCAAUGCAUCCAUACCUACCGUGCAACCGGUCUAUGGGAAACCCAUGUUCAACCCUAGAUCCGUUUCUGUGACCUUCGUCUCACAAGCCUCGCUACCCGUUCUGAUUGCUCUCCCUGUCCACGGCAGGAAGAGGAGAUACGAGGCCGUCAAGAAUUGUCGAAAAGUUAAGAAGAGUGAUAUGAAAUGGAACAAUGUAAUACCGAAGGUUGAAGUGGACCCGGAGAAGUAUGAGGUGAAAGUUGAUGGAGAAUUGGUGAGUGGGGAACCCGGCGAAGUUCUGGAAAAGGCGGCGGAGGUCGUGCCGUUGGGAAGAGCGUAUAAUCUGUUCUAAGGAGCCGGGGAAGGAUUUACAUGUGUGCUUAUGUUCCAUUUUUUGAUUUGGUGUUCGGGUUACGGGUGGACGGACAGCUUUGUUCAUGUAUUUUAGUGUCUCGACAUCAUCUUCCUGCUUGGUUCCCGGCUGCACCGUCUUGUCUUGUUUUUCCAUGAAAUAUAUUCUAUACUACUUC
Molecule: messenger RNA, 3070 nt
Organism: Marasmius oreades (fairy-ring Marasmius)
Lineage: Eukaryota; Fungi; Basidiomycota; Agaricomycetes; Agaricales; Marasmiaceae
Exons: 11
Coding region: 316-2892 (858 amino acids)
Biological process (GO): urea catabolic process
Cellular component (GO): urease complex
Molecular function (GO): urease activity; nickel cation binding
Source: RefSeq, a predicted model, not a curated record